Molecule: messenger RNA, 1827 nt
Organism: Calliphora vicina (urban bluebottle blowfly)
Lineage: Eukaryota; Metazoa; Arthropoda; Insecta; Diptera; Calliphoridae
Gene: SF2
Product: splicing factor 2
Exons: 4
Coding region: 143-928 (261 amino acids)
Cellular component (GO): cytoplasm; nucleus
Molecular function (GO): mRNA binding
Source: RefSeq, a predicted model, not a curated record
CGUUUAUUCAAGAAAAAAGUGUCGACAAAGUGCGUGCGAAAAAGGGCUGUUGAAAAUAACAAAAGGCAGAAAAGACAAAAAAGCGAAAAAUUUAUACAAUACUUGUACAAAAUCUCAUAAAACUUGGAAUUUAUUAAUUGAAAUGGGAUCACGUACGGAAUCACGCAUUUACGUUGGCAAUUUACCACCAGAUAUACGGACCAAAGAUAUUCAGGAUUUAUUUCACAAAUUUGGCAAAGUAACAUUUGUCGAUCUAAAGAACCGGCGUGGUCCGCCAUUUGCAUUUGUAGAAUUUGAAGAUGCAAGAGAUGCGGAUGAUGCUGUUAAGGCUAGAGAUGGAUAUGACUAUGAUGGUUACAGAUUAAGAGUUGAAUUUCCCCGAGGUGGUGGUCCUGGCAGUUACCGUGGCAACCGUAAUGAUGGUGGUGGUGGCGGAGGAGGUGGCGGCAGUGGUCGUGGUGGUAGAGAUGGUGCUGGUGGCCGAGGUGGUCGCGGUCCGCCCACAAAACGUUCACAAUUCCGUGUUAUGGUUACGGGUUUGCCACCAUCGGGUUCUUGGCAGGAUUUAAAAGAUCAUAUGCGUGAAGCAGGCGAUGUUUGUUUUGCUGAUACCUAUAAGGAUGGUACUGGUGUUGUAGAGUUUCUGCGUCAUGAAGAUAUGAAAUAUGCCAUUAAAAAGUUGGACGAUUCACGUUUUCGUUCGCAUGAGGGUGAAGUAUCGUAUAUACGUGUACGUGAAGAUUGUGGCGAUGGAGCAGAACGUGGUGGUGGUAUAAGUGGACGUGGAGAUUUUGGUCGUGGCGGCAUGGGUGGUGCCAGAUCACGUUCCCGUUCCUUCUCGCCACGUCCCCGAAGACGUGGUUCACCAACAUAUUCGCCUGUACGCCGUCAAACAUUUUCAAGGUCACGAUCUCGUUCAAACUUUUAAAUAACACAAACAAUAUACAUACAUUUAUUAUGUGAAAAAAGAAACUAACUAAAGAUACAAAAAAAAAAAACGUAAAUUUAACAACUUAAACACUAUUUGGAAGAAAAACAAAAAGAGAAACAAACGUACUUUUAAAACAUUACGAAAACCACAAAAGAGCAAAACAAAUUUAAUACAAAAUCACCAAAAUUUUUAAACAUUUAAAAAACAUUCAUACAAUUUUGCUUCGAAAAGCAAAUGAACAAGAAAAUUUAAAUAUUUUUAAGAUUUUAUUUCUAUUUAUUACAUAUUUCUUUAUUAACAACCAUCACCACCAACAAAUCAAUGGCUUUAUAAAUCUUUUGUGCAUUUUCCAUUUGUAAAGUUUACAAUAAGAAUAUUGUACUUGCAAAAUGCUUGGUUUUUAAUUUGUUUUCUUUUUACUUUUUCCUAUACCAACAUCAUAAUAAACCAGAGUUAAUAUUAAUAAACCCUGCAGAAAAAAAUCAAGGUUGACAAUAUUUCUCAAUAAUUUAGCUCAACUCUUAAAUAGAUUUGUUUUUAAUUAACAUUCCUUGAUUUUCUAACAAUAUAACAAAAUUUUGUUUUGUUAAAAUUAUUUUAUUAUAAAAAUAAACAAAAAAAAAGAAAAAACAUUCAAAAAAGAUAAUUUGAAAACUUAUUUAUCUUGCUAACAAGGAAAGAAACUAACACUAUUAAACUAGUUUAAGCGAAUUAUUUUCCAUUUUUAUAGUUUGUUUAUGUAUUUCUUUCCUUGCUAGUCAACUCACUAUAAUAAUUAUCAACCAUUUUAACAUAUUUUUUAAUUACCAAAAUUAAAACUAUCUAAUAAAUAUGUAUAUUCUUCAUUCACCUAUAAAUUAUGUAUAAAAUAUAUUAAUAAUAUUUUUUUUUCUUAA